Messenger RNA from Bacillus rossius redtenbacheri, 4074 nucleotides. RefSeq names its product protein BCCIP homolog. Lineage: Eukaryota; Metazoa; Arthropoda; Insecta; Phasmatodea; Bacillidae. Gene Ontology annotation, cellular component: nucleus. Bases 89 to 1021 code for a protein of 310 amino acids. The transcript is spliced from 7 exons. The record is from RefSeq and is a predicted model, not a curated record.
GGUAGAACGCAAAAGAGCCGUUACAGUUGAACGAUCAAAAAGAAAGGGCGUAUAAAACAAACGUAUUGAGUCGGCCGAGUCGUGAAAAAUGUCUGCUCCCAUGAAGAAACGUGCUGUUGCAGAGAAAAAUCAUAGUGUUGAAAGCAAUAGUGAAUCUGAUUCAGAUGACAACAGUUCUGCUGAAAAUAGAGAAGAAUAUGUUGGAAAUGAGGAGAUCCAGGUGGACUUUGAGGGCAGGAACCCGGUGGACAGCGACUUCCACGGCAUCAAGCAGCUCCUGAAGCAGCUGUUCCUAAAGGCCCACGUCAACCUGUCCGAGCUCACGGACCUCAUCAUCGCACAGAACUACGUGGGCAGCGUGGUCAAGCAAAGUGACUUGGAGGAGGAAGGCAGUGACGACGAAGACGAAGACGACAGUGGUGUCAACGACGUGUUUGGGAUCACCACGGUUGUCAACUUGACCGAUAAACAGAACACGGAGUCGGUGCAGCAGCUGCGCGCGCUGCUGGCGGAGCUGAGCGGCGAGCACGCCACGGACCAGGUGAACUCGCUGGUGCGCAGCCUGCUGGGGGACGACUCCCGCCCCGUGGGGCUGCUGCUCAACGAGCGCUUCGUCAACAUCCCGGCCCAGAUCGCCGUGCCGCUGCUGGAGAGCCUCAGCAAGGAAAUCAGUCGUGCGUGCCAGAAGAAAAUGCCGUUUGACCUGAGCUACCUGAUCCUCAUCUGCAAGCUGUACAAGGUGGAGGGGGGCAGUCAGGGGCGGAGGAACAGGAACAGGAACAAGAAGCAGCAGGACACCAGCGAGCAGGAAGUUGUGUGGCUGAACCCGGAAGAGGCGUUGUUCGACGAGGUGGCGGACUGCAAGUUCGAGUUCUGCGUGAAAGGGGAGUCGGACACGGGCCUCGGCGGCCAGUGGCAGGAGGACGACGUGGCGAUGACCCCCUACAGACGCGUGCUGCUCUUCCAGGCGGACAAGCUGGAGUCCGCCAUCACCAGGAUAAAGGCCUUCCUGGGGCAGUGAACAUUGCCGUCUCAUCAGCUCAACUGAGGUCAGUAGACUGAACAGUUCGCAUUGGCAGGUGAUGUGUUUGAUACUCAUAUUCUACUGCUUUUCUAUUAUGUGCUGUAUUUCUUGAAGCAGGGCUGGUAUGUUGGUAUGGAAUGAUACAUAUUUCUUGUCACUAAGUUAACUAGAUAUUUGAGAACAUGUUUUUUUGUUGGCUUUAGAGAAUAAUAAGAUUAGUAGUGUAUUUUCUUGCGGUGUUUAACUUGGGGUAUGAUUCAGGUGUGCAUUUUCACAUUUUGUCUUUUAUAGCCUGUAACAACUUUGCUGAGAAGGAAAUGUGUGAAAUAAUUUAAUAUUACAGUGUUAGGAGUAAAAUGAAAUGUCUGGUUUUGUAAGGUUUAACCAUGGAACUGUGAAUUUAGUUACUCAGUUGCCAAGUUUUUGCUUGUAAAUUACUCCCUCUAUAAAAUAUGUACUAAUGUAAAGGGAAGUCAUAUUUUUGUUUUAGAUACCACAAAAAUCUAUAACCUAAAUCAGUGAUCACUUUUCAUGCUUUAAUACUACAUAUUUUCUAGUUAAGAAUGAAACUCAGUGAAUUAAAAUUUUAAUGUUAUUAAUUAAGAUUAAAACUCUUGGAGCUCCUACUAUUCAAUGUAUUGUGCAGUGGAUCAUUCUGUCGUAAGAAUGUUGGAUGGACCAGCCUUCUAUCCAUUUAAAUUCAAUUGAUAAUUAUUUUCUUCACCAUUGCCGUUUACGUUUUAAGUAAUUGUGUGGUGUACUUGUCUGCCAUAAUGACUUGGAUGUCAAUAUCAUUAAAAAUUUACUAAGGUAACAAACGUACUUCCUAUACUAAGACGAGUUUGUUCCGUUAUAAGUUUGAGUAAUUUUGGCAUUGCCUAGUUUUUGCAAUACUUUUGCUGACAUUUCUAAACAUUAUAAAUUUUCCAUUCUUUAGUAAUUAAAUAUUGGUGUGGUAAUUUUUAUUUACCGUUGAAAUUUUGCUUGUAUAUGUGAUGGUGCUAGAGUACAAUCACUUAAAGGAAACAGUUUUUCCAAAAUACGUAGCACUGUGUCAGUCAAGCUGCAAUCAGUUGGGUUCAUAUUUAAGAAAAGUGAGAAAAUUUUGUGUGAAAAAAUUAUUAUGCCAUUUAUAACAUUGUCUCUCAGAGCUUAGUUAAUGAAAGAUUCCUUAGUGGGGUUAGCUUCAUUAAGCAUACAGAAACAUAUGAUCAUUAGUUGUUUUCUUUUCUGCACUUCUUUGUACUAGAAUUAGAAAGAGCUACACAGUCUCUCCGUUUCAGGCAAUUGUAGUGUUGCGAGUGGUUUUUUGGCCUAAGACGGGUCUCGAAACUACGGACCGCUGGCCAAUACCAGCCUGCCAUGGUGUGCUGUAUGUUGAUGUGAGGCUAGCUGGUUCUUGUACCUUGGGACUUUGUGAAGGAGCCAGUGUGGCUCUUAGCCCGGAAUCACAAUGCUACAAUAAACGUGGACACGACAAACCCAAUUAGGCAUCAUACAGCGUUCCAGCACGACAGAAUUAAUAGCAGAGGGCACAAUACAUAUCACGGCAACACUAAUAUGGCUGUCUGCCAAGUGAGUUCAUAAAAUUCAGUAUAGAAUGCACUAAACAGUGUAGGUCCUUGUAUUUCCUGUUAAAAAAACAUUUAACUAUUUAGUCGUCCUUGGCAUGAAGUGAGAUCAAGUUAAUUAUAGAUACAAGGGGAAAAAAUAUAUAUUUUAAUAAGGGAUAGAAAAAUAAUUCCACUGUUAGCUAUGUAAAGAAUUAAAAAGAUACAUGAUAAACUGUUGAAGUCCCACUACAAAUGUGGAAGUGUAACCCAACGUAAAACAAAAAUUCGUUUUUCAGUAAAGAUUUACCAAGUAGGUACGUAAAUAUUUUUGAAGUUUAGUUUUGUAAAGUUAGCAGUUUGCUUUCCAUCAUGUUGACGUCACAGUGACCUUGUAUUCCAUUGGCUAAUGAGCCUGUCAUGCAGUGUUUGUUGUGGCAUUGUGACUCCAGCUUUAGGCUCAAGCGUUCAGAGACCCUGGCCUAAGAUACAGAAACAGCAAACACAAUGUAAGAAGGUGUUGCAAGUACACAUGUUAGCUUGCAGUAAUAUAUGUACGUUCGUGUCUUCUAUUUUGGUGCUGUUUUGAACCAUGUACCUCUGCCAGUUGGUAUUUUGUGACAAGUUUUCAUGUAGCAUUAUGUGCAAUAUUCUGACCAAGGUUUUUUGAAUUGUGUGAUGGAGAACUGAUGGUAAAUGUAGCCAUGUUUUGUGUUAGCGAGUAGGUAUGUUUCAAUUCCUGAAGUGAUAUCAACAAUGUGAUUUAAGUAUCUGAUGCUAAUUGUGCGUGCCAUAGUGUGUGUUUCAUUGUUAGUGUGCAGGGUUUGUACUACAGACUUUGAACCAAGACAAUAAUUUUUACAACCAAAAUAAAUUCUUUUUAUUACAUAAAACAUACAUUUAAAUGCAUUUUUAAGGAGCUUGAUUGUUUUUCACAAUAUAAAAGUUAAUUAUUAAAGUUCAGUUACUUGCAGGUACCACCCAAAAUAAUUUAAAAGAUGGGAAUGAAAUAAAGAUUAACUGUCAAAAAUAACUUUGAAAAUUUUUUUCCCCUAUGAUUCACUUUCACUUAAUUUAUCUUGUAGCCAUUUGUUUUUCCUAAUUAUUUGACAUUCUUGGGCACAGGCUGAAUGCAAGUAGUAAAUUUGGCAUUGAUGAUUGACUAUGCAACUUUCUCUGUUUAAAAAAACUUGAACUCGGUAACUGUACAAAUCCUGCAUAAUUUUCUUUAGAUCAAUACAAGUUCCAUAAUCAAACUUAUAUAUAUAUCUGUAGAAAUGCAAUGUAUUUUUCAUUUGGCUAUAGUGUUUAGGAAAAAACUUCACUAGCAGUGCAUUUUUAGAAUGUUUUUUAAGGUACAGGUUCAGUGUUACUAUACCAUUUAUACUGAUGCUCUGAGUCAGAGCGCAUGAUUUUUUUUCCACAAACAAAUUUCCAAAGGUAUAUAUUUGUAAUGCAUUGUAUUUGCAGAUUUUGACAUUAAAGCAAACUUUAUAAUUA